AUGAAUGGACAUUUAAAGAGCAAACAUAAAAAUACUUUAUUAUCUAAUAAAGAUAAACCAAAGAAUCCUGAGGCAUCAGUAUCCGAGAUUACUGUGGCAUCAACAUCAAAUAUUCAUGAUUUACCUGCAAGUUCCAUUGAACAAAAUAAAGACCAUAACGUAUCCAAUGAAACUUUUAUGGGAGCAUUUAAACGGCAAAAAACGAUUUCAGAAUCAUUUGGUGUUAUGGCAUAA
This is a messenger RNA of Macrosiphum euphorbiae (potato aphid), 234 nucleotides long. Lineage: Eukaryota; Metazoa; Arthropoda; Insecta; Hemiptera; Aphididae. The record is from the annotation of a GenBank genome assembly.